Molecule: messenger RNA, 408 nt
Organism: Dictyostelium purpureum
Lineage: Eukaryota; Evosea; Eumycetozoa; Dictyosteliales; Dictyosteliaceae
Exons: 2
Coding region: 1-408 (135 amino acids)
Source: RefSeq, a predicted model, not a curated record
AUGGAAGAAAUUCAUUUUCCCUGGCCAGGAAAAUAUAUUGGAACAUCAAAUGAUUUUAAUAAUAUUUUCAGUAUCAAAAAGAUUUCAUUGAUUCAAUUUAAAAGAUUCAAUGACCAUAAAGUACAUGCCGAGGCAAGAUUAUCGAAUGCAUCUGAACAACUAUCGGAAAUAAAAAAAGUUGCAAAAAAAGAAAUUUUUGAAUUUAAAUUAAAAUUGAAAGAUUCAGAAUCUAAAUUAGCAUUGAAAAAAGAACAAAUCUAUGAUAUUGCCAAAUCAUGUAAAAUACCUUUUUCAAAAGCUCCAAUUCACAACAGCAAUGAAUCUUUUAAAGAGUCAAGAUGUUAUAACCACUCCAAUCAUUACUCAAAAAGUAAUGGGUCAGAAAUGGCAGAAUGUGAAGAGCAAUAG